Molecule: messenger RNA, 693 nt
Organism: Trematosphaeria pertusa
Lineage: Eukaryota; Fungi; Ascomycota; Dothideomycetes; Pleosporales; Trematosphaeriaceae
Exons: 1
Coding region: 1-693 (230 amino acids)
Source: RefSeq, a predicted model, not a curated record
AUGCGAGAGGCAAAAUUCGGCUACUCUCGAACCUCUUGCCUGGACUCAUCACACUCUAUCCUACUGAACUACUUGACCCUUCGCCGCGUUGGCAACACACAACUUCAUUGCCGCGUAACCGACUUCGGCGCGUUCACGGCCGCCGUCACGAUCCUACUUCUUCACAUACAGGAUUCCAGCCUUGAAGCACGACCGGAACGCAGAGGUGAUAUUGGCCUUGUUCAGCGAAUACUGCGCUCUAUGGACGGACUAGCGAAAAGCAGCAAAAGGGAGAGCGUAGCACAGCAGAGUGCAGAUGUCCUCGCAAAGCUGCUCAACUAUCACAAAGCCGAUCCUAGCGCCUCUCGCAACCUGCAGCUGACCGUUCCCUAUUUCGGUACCGUCACCAUUACCAUGCCGAACAUCUCCAACCCAACGCUUGUUGAGCCUCCGUAUGCUCCUUCGGCGGUGGUCUAUGAUACCACGUCGCCUAUUGCCUUUGAACAGGCGCGUCCUAACCAACGCCAACAGCCGGUGAAUUAUUGUCCAGACUCCACUGCAAAUGUCGAGCCCUUUCAUGUCUCGUUCGGCCCCCAGUUCACAAUGGGCGGGACGGAAAAUGGUGAUCUGCAUUCGCUAUCCGAUCUAGAUGCUAUUUUGUUCGACGGUCUUCUAGAGCACGACUUACCGAACUGGGAUUGGAAUCAAAUUUAA